AUGCCAUGGAGGCCAAGAACAGUGCCAGCAAGGCCGUGGGCACAGCUACCGAGGCGGCUGCNGCUCAUUGGGGAGGGCGACCAGAUGGCUGUGAAGGCUUCGGAGUACGCUGAAGCGGUACUUGCUGUCGUAACACCUAAUGCACAAUCAGAGAAUAUCCCUGCGAAGGUGGUUGAGAAUAUUCCAGCGGUGGUGAACAAGGCCAGAAAUGCCGUGCAGCUGUUGAUGGCGAUUGCGAAUAAAUUCACAGCGGCGGUGGACUCGUCGAGCGACGCAAACUCCAAUGCCAUGGAGGCCAAGAACAGUGCCAGCAAGGCCGUGGGCACAGCUACCGAGGCGGCUGCUGCAGCCAGGGAGGCGUCGAGGAAGACUGCGGAGGUGGCAGAGGUCUGCAAGGAGGCCGAUGCGAACUGUGCGGAUGUGGUGGCUGAUGCCACGACAGCAGCUGCAAAGGCCAGCGAGGCGGCCGCCAAAGCUGAGCUUGCCGUGGGGGAGGCCAAGGAGGCUGCGGCGAAGGCGAAUGAUGCUGCUGUGAAGGCUCUGGCUGCAAAGGACAUUGCCAAGGCUGCAGCUGAGAUGGCGAUGCAGGCAGCGAAGGACGUUACUGAUGUGCCGGACUUCCUCAAGAAGGCGCUGGAGGAUUCUAAAGAAACGAGUACUACUGAGGCCAAAGCAAAAGAGGCUUUGAAGGAAGCACAGCGCGUCAAGAAGUCAGUGGACCUCGUGAAAGGAGUCAAGGUGGAGAAUGCAAAGGCGGUGACGCUUAUUAAUGAGGCGCAGAAGUCUUUGGCAGCAGCUGUGGAAAAGGCCACGGCAGCAGAGAAGAAUGCUGGGCUGAUGAGGGACCUUGCUAGAGCCGCUGUGGAGGCCGCUGAAGGUGCGUCUCAACGCACGCAGACAUCCGCUGCAGCAGCGCUGAAGAGAGCUGAGGAGGAGGCGCGGCGUGUUUCCGAUGGAGCGGCUGCGGUAUCCGGCAAGGGAAACGGCAGCGUCAUUGCUGCGUGGGUGCGUGCACCACUGCUGCUGGUGUUGUUGCUGGGGGCAUUGACCCUCUGCUCUGUGUGGUGA
Messenger RNA from Trypanosoma grayi, 1068 nucleotides. RefSeq lists its product as hypothetical. NCBI's taxonomy places the organism in Eukaryota, Euglenozoa, Kinetoplastea, Trypanosomatida, Trypanosomatidae. The coding region runs from base 1 to 1068 and encodes 355 amino acids. The transcript has a single exon. The record is from RefSeq and is a predicted model, not a curated record.